This is a messenger RNA of Nicotiana tabacum (common tobacco), 2339 nucleotides long. RefSeq names its product protein DETOXIFICATION 44, chloroplastic. Gene Ontology annotation, biological process: transmembrane transport. NCBI's taxonomy places the organism in Eukaryota, Viridiplantae, Streptophyta, Magnoliopsida, Solanales, Solanaceae. Gene Ontology annotation, molecular function: antiporter activity; xenobiotic transmembrane transporter activity. Gene Ontology annotation, cellular component: membrane. The record is from RefSeq and is a predicted model, not a curated record.
AUUCAGUUGAUAGCCAAAACAAAACUGAUAUUCACCCUUUCUUAUCCUUCCCCACGUACCAGAUUUCACCUCCUUCUUCUAUCCAAAAUAUUUUUUUCCUCUCCCAAAUAAGCAACAAUGGCGUCUGCUCUUUACCACCAAAAUAAUCCCUUAUUUCAUCAAAACAAUUAUAAUUACAAUUAUUUCUGUUACUCUACUUUUCUUCCACUAAAGAAUAAUAAUACUAACUACUCAGCUCGACUGCGUAAUACACUAAUCAAAUCUUCUAGGGAUAAAAACCGUACUGUCAUAUCCGAAACUUCUAUCGAUAAUUCCAAUUCUGAUUUGGGAGAAAAUCGGGUCAAGAGUCCGGAUCCUGACCUAGGAUCCGAUUCGGACCUUCCAUCCUCGUCAUCGUUGUUGGAUUCAGUCUCUUCCCUACUGGAAGAGCUGAAAUUUGAUGGAAUUGGAUGGGAGAUUAUGUCCAUUGCGUUGCCUGCUGCGUUAGCUCUUGCUGCUGACCCCAUUACUUCACUUGUUGAUACUGCAUUUGUUGGACAUUUAGGGUCAGUUGAACUGGCAGCAGUAGGCAUUUCGGUAUCAAUUUUCAAUCUCAUCUCGAAAUUAUUCAAUGUUCCUUUGCUCAACGUCACAACUUCUUUUGUUGCUGAAGAGCAGGCAUUAAUUGCUAAAGGUCGCUCACCUGAUUCACAAAGAAAAAUCCUACUUCCUUCAGUAUCAACUUCUUUGCUGCUUGCUCUUGGCCUUGGCAUUGCUGAAGCUGUUGGACUUUCUUUUGGCUCCGGUUUCCUAAUGAAUACCAUGGGUAUAUCUGUUGAUUCACCAAUGCGUGUACCAGCUGAGCAAUUCCUUACGAUGCGGGCCUUUGGAGCUCCACCAAUUGUAAUAGCACUUGCUGCUCAAGGAACAUUUCGUGGAUUUAAGGACACAAAAACUCCUUUAUAUGCUGUUGGAGCUGGUAACUUGCUAAAUGCGUUGUUGUCUCCAAUUUUGAUAUUUCCCUUUGGUCUUGGUAUCAGUGGGGCUGCAACUGCUGCUGUGAUAUCUGAAUACUUGUCUGCGUUUAUCCUUAUGUGGAAGUUAAACGAAAAAGUGCUUCUUAUUGCUCCAGACGUUGAUGUGGGAAGAUUUGCUCAGUAUCUUAAAUCUGGUUCCCUUCUAAUAGGGAGGACUUUAGCACUUCUAAUUACCACUACGCUAUCAACAGCAAUGGCAGCAAGAGAGGGCCCCGUUCCUAUGGCUGGUCAUCAGAUCUGUGUUCAAGUUUGGCUAGCUGUAUCAUUGCUAACUGAUGCCUUGGCACUUGCUGGACAGGCUCUCCUUGCCAGUGGAGUUUCUCAAGGUAAUUAUGGCCAAGCACGAGAAGUGGUUUAUAAAGUUCUACAGAUUGGUGCAUUGACAGGAGUCACCUUGGGUUUUAGCUUGUUUGUUGGUUUUGAAGCGCUCUCCGGCUUAUUCAGCUCAGAUUCUGAAGUCCUGGAAAUUGCCAGAUAUGGUACUCUGUUUGUUGCUGGAUCUCAGCCAAUAAAUGCCAUUGCCUUCGUUCUUGAUGGGCUCUAUUAUGGUGUUUCAGACUUCGAAUUUGCGGCAUAUUCUAUGGACCAAUUGGGAGGAAAAAGAUGGUGGAUUUGGAGUGUGUCCUACAUUAUGACCAACAAGAUAAAUAAUUCUCCUCAAUCUUCUUACUUGUGGCUGCGCCAUCAUUUGGUCUUCCUGGAGUCUGGGCGGGGCUUUUUCUCUUCAUGACUUUGCGUGUUGUAGCUGGAUUUGUGAGGUUACAAACAAGAGAUGGACCAUGGAAAUUUCUUCGGUCGGAUAUGGAAGAGGAUGGUGUCUGACUUUCAAUGAACAAGUGAUUGAUUAUCUAUAAAUGGUCGGAAAAGUCAAUUAGGCUUAUGCUAAGAAUGGAGUGAAUUGCUGAUCAUACCUUAUACAGGCUUUUUGCAGAUCUUGACAAAAUUGAACUCCUGAAAACUGGAAGACCAUUCUAUAGUACAGGCAUGUUGAUUUCAUCAGUCUCUUUGGCCUCUACUUAGGGGCUGAUGAUUUACGUUUGAGAAUGCUAUUGUGGAGGUUUCAAGAACAACCAUCCCUUUCAAAAACCUAUGAUCAAGCGACAUCAUCUCACUGACCAUUAGAAAUGUCUAGCAAAACUCCAACUUGGAAAAGUUUCCUUUCCUUUCUCCAUUUUGUAAAAUAAUUCAUAGAGAGAAGGCUAUGGAAUCGGCCAAGUGAUACUUGUAAAGUUGAACAGCUUAUUUGACGCAUACAAUUGUAUACUAAUGUAAAAGAGUAUCAUUCUUCAUGUACUCUUUCUUUCUGGAUAAGUUUGCCCUGCA